AUGCACAUCACUAAUUGGUUCAUAAACAUGAUCAUAGAUGUCUUAUUCCUCAAUGGCCUUUACCAAUACAUGAAUGAGGAGAACCUUGACUCUGUGUUUGGCCUUGCCAGGGCUGCAUCGCAUAAUGCGCUCAGUGGUUUCAGAAAUGGAACUUACUCGAACAUUGACGCUUCUGCAGAACACUUCUGUGAGCCAUAUGGCAGGGUCAUGGCAUUGAUCAAACUCAUACAACACGACAAUGCGAAGAGGGAGAGGAGAAAUUUAGGGCGGGAAGGUUUUCCUGAUGUAUGGGCCGUCACGGACCCAGACCCUGAUGACCCGCUUCUCUCGGCAGAAAGCGGCACUUCCGUGACCUUCGAGCCUGUCUCAGUCGGAGUCGCACGUAAAUACUUGUCCGCCGUGCGGGCCUGGCACAUUGCUCAGGGUUGGCCCCCACCGCUGUCUGACUCUCACCAUGACCGUAUCAACUGGUCCUUGCCGGGCCUGGAGAACUUGCAUGGCGGCCGUCGAAAACCUCUCCGGCCACCCAUAUCAGUCGCGAUGCUCUUGCCUCUCAAGGCCACCCUCAUAUUAUCAGAUCCCUUCGACCCAUGCGUGUGGGCGAUGGCAUCAUGUGUAUUCUUUGGCAUGAUGCGCUUCGGUGAAGUCUCCGUCACUUCUCGCUCCGCAUUCAACCCAGUCAAACACCUUACCCGCACUCAUGCAUUCUUUGGAUACGACUUGUGGAACAACCCUUACGCACGUCUCGACCUACCAUCAGCCAAGACAGCUCGGGCCGGGGAGUCACAAUCUGUCUUUCUCAACGAGCAAGGAGACCUGUGUCCUCUCAAAGGUGAUGUUCGUCCAAUGGCCAAAAUCCCGGCCUUGGAGCGCAUCAACUCAAUUUUAAUGGCCUGGGGUUGGGGCACGACUUUCGGUCACUCAUUUCGAAUAGGUGGUGCGUCCUUUUAUCUCGCAAAGAAGGUUGAUCCCGAAAUAGUUCGAAUUGCCGGCCGCUGGAGAUCCUUAGCGUACGAGACGUAUAUCCGUGCAUUUGAGCAAAUCUGCUCUCAACACCUGGCUAAUGCAGCAUCAUUCUAA
Molecule: messenger RNA, 1080 nt
Organism: Suillus paluster
Lineage: Eukaryota; Fungi; Basidiomycota; Agaricomycetes; Boletales; Suillaceae
Exons: 3
Coding region: 1-1080 (359 amino acids)
Molecular function (GO): DNA binding
Source: RefSeq, a predicted model, not a curated record